GAAAAAUUUUUGAAAUUGGUUGAAUUAGCCUUAGUUCCUUACAAUAGAGUAAAAAUCCACAAUUGUAAUUCUUCCGACAGAGCUCGCGCUAUAAACUCCCAAGAAGGCAAGGAAGAUCUCAGCGGGUUAGUAAAACUGAUAGUAGAAGACACCGACGAAAAUAAAGAAAUAUCCCCCACUAUCAUAAUCCCACCAGAAGACGUACAAGUGGUAAAAGGAAGAGAAACCAUCAUCGAGUGCAUAGCGAACGCGCAGCCGCUGCACGAGCUGGAAACGUUGUGGUUCAAGGACGGCAUCCCCAUAGAAAGUUCUGACGUCAGCUACUCUUUCAAGGACAUGUGGAACCGCACAUUGAUCCUAACCUCUAUUAACACCACCCACAGCGGGCAAUACGAAUGCCAUGUGAAUUUGAAAUCAGGGGGUUUCCCCACUGUCACAGCUUCGGCGCAGGUUAAGGUGUUGGAGAAGCCCAGGGUGUUUAGUAACGCGAAGCCGGAAACCUUAGGGGAUUAUGGGGGACCCAUGAGUUUGCCAUGCGAUGUACUGGGAGUUCCCAAACCGAACAUCACGUGGUACAGGAACGCAGAGGAACUGGAUCUUAACGAUAAAAG
Messenger RNA from Anoplophora glabripennis (Asian longhorned beetle), 611 nucleotides. Its product is annotated as protein sidekick-like. The record is from RefSeq and is a predicted model, not a curated record. The annotation marks the transcript as partial. Gene Ontology annotation, biological process: cell-cell adhesion. Lineage: Eukaryota; Metazoa; Arthropoda; Insecta; Coleoptera; Cerambycidae. The transcript has a single exon.